This is a messenger RNA of Anarrhichthys ocellatus (wolf-eel), 3481 nucleotides long. It is a transcript of the gene rnf207a, whose product is annotated as ring finger protein 207a. The record is from RefSeq and is a predicted model, not a curated record. Gene Ontology annotation, biological process: regulation of cardiac muscle contraction; regulation of heart looping. The transcript is spliced from 18 exons. Bases 172 to 2067 code for a protein of 631 amino acids. Lineage: Eukaryota; Metazoa; Chordata; Actinopteri; Perciformes; Anarhichadidae. Gene Ontology annotation, cellular component: perinuclear region of cytoplasm. Gene Ontology annotation, molecular function: zinc ion binding; Hsp70 protein binding; transmembrane transporter binding.
GAAAGGUAAGACAGUGGCUCUCUGUGCUUCCUGUGGACUAGCCUGCCGCAUUUACAGUAGCAUUUGUUGGCUGGAUGUAGUGUCGGUGCCGACAGUGCCUUUGUAUUUGACGCUUUUGGAUUGUGUGCCGUGUCACUGAAGCCCCGGGCACUUCGCUACACAUCUGACAAGAUGGCAGGAGGAAUCUUUAACAACUUGGAUAACCUGUUUAAUGUGGAUUGCACCACUGUCCACCCGCUGGUGUGUCACCUGUGCAACGAGCAGUACCAGUCCCCGUGUUUGUUGGACUGCUACCACAUCUUCUGUGCCCGCUGCCUGCGAGGCCGGACCAAUGACAGCCGUCUCAGCUGCCCCCUCUGUGGUUACCCAUCCAUAUUAAAAGGGAACAGCUCCCUCCCUCCAGAAGACCGUCUGCUCAAGUUCCUGGUUGACAACAAUGCGGACACUGAGGAGACGGUGCAGUGUGCCAACUGUGACCAGGAAAGUAGCAAAAAGGAUGCAGGGGGGAUGUACUACUGUAAUACUUGCAGCCAGCCACUUUGCAGCGCCUGCAGGGAGCUGACUCACAAGGCCAGAAUGUUUUCCCACCAUGAGAUUGUGUCCCUGGCCAAACGCUCCAGAGCCAAACACAGGAAGUGCUCGCUCCACGAGGAGCCCUACAUCCUGUUCUCAACAGAGAAGACGUCUAUGCUUUGCAUCAAGUGCUUCAGAGACAUGCAAGUGGAGAGUCGGACUCACUGCAUUGAUAUUGAAACCGCUUACAUGCAGGGGUGUGAGAUGCUGGACCAAGCUGUGCUGGUGGUGAAGGAGCUGCAGACUUCGGCGAGAGAGGCCAUCGUUCUGCUGAGAGCAAUGAUUGGAGAAGUGUGUCUGAAUGUGGAGGAAGAAGAGAGUGCGAUCUGUACCCUGUUCAACAGCUUGCAGGAAAAACUAGCAGAGAGGAAGAAGAUUCUGCUGAAAGCAGCCCAGAGUCAACACGAGGAGAAGGAGAAAGCACUGAAGGAGCAGCUCUCACACCUUACUGCGCUCCUACCAACCCUCCAGGUGCACCUCGUCACCUGUUCGGCCUUCCUCAGCUCAGCCAACAAGUUUGAGUUUUUGGACAUGGGCUACCAACUCAUGGAGAGGCUGAAGAGGAUUGUAAAGCUCCCUCACCGUCUGAGACCAGCGCAGAGCAGCAAAAUCAACACAGACUACAGAAGUGAGUUUGCUCGCUGUCUGGAGCCCUUACUGCUGCUCGCUCAACGCUGCCCUCCUUCUGUUGUCGGAUCUAUAAGCGUUGCAGCAAGGCACCAGUCCCCUCUCUCCAUGUCUUGCCGCUCCCCGUCUCUCAGUGAGAUGCCCCUGGGCUCGGUGUGCGGUCGAAGGCCCACUUGUCACCGCAACAUCUGCACCAAGGUCCUCCUGGCUGAGGGGCGGGAAACACCCUUCACCGAGCACUGCCGCAACUAUGAGAACACCUACAGGACUCUCCAGACGGAGAUUCAGAAUCUGAAGGACCAGGUCCAGGAGCUGCACCGAGAUCUGACCAAGCACCACUCCAUCAUCAACACAGAUAAAAUGGGCGAGAUCAUGGACAGAUCGCUGCACAUCGACAGCCAGAUAGGUUCCCAGCACUCCACCGUGGAGACUAUGAGAGUCAUGUUUGAAGAGAUCUGGGAUGAGACUUUUCAGAGGGUCACCAAUGAGCAGGAGAUCUAUGAAGCCCAGCUUCACGACCUGAUGCAGCUGAAGCAGGAGAACUCUUACCUGACCACAAUCACCAGACAGAUCAGCCCCUACAUCCUGUCCAUCGCCAAAGUCAAAGAGAGACUUGAGCCCAGGUUUCAGGAACCUAAAGAGCACCAUGACGACCGCACAGACACAAUGCUGAAAAUCUAUGAAGACGGCACAGUGGCUAAAGACAGUCAAGACAGUGACAACCGGACCGGUGUGGCAGACCCAGACAGACACAAGAACAACCGCCCGCUGAUCCUGGAGUCGGGGGACGGCUCUGUCAAGACCGGUCGUCCGGUCAGGCCGAGGGUUCCCACGGAGACGUCCAGCCACAAUGAGACGCCUUCAUAAACACCAUGUCAUCUGGUGUCUGUGCUCCCCCCCGCAGCGCUGGGCCUCUAUUCAACCAGAACAAGGCCAGGACGGCGUGUGACUUCCUCUGCUGUGCGGAGGCUCUGCGUAGCAAUUCCUCAGCAGUUUCUCAGCUCCAAGGUGAAACCUUGGCUAGACACCAGCGUGGAGGUGAAAGACUGUCAGAGCUGGACGUGGACAAAGAUAACAAAGAAUUACUUUGGUGUUAUUUACUGUAUAAGAGCCGUGGACUUGUAGCAGCUUCAAUGAGAAAACAGAGUGAAUAUCCUGCCUUUUGUUGCUCUGUUUGUGCUUUGGCUGUUAAAAUGAUAAGGAAGCCGAGAGUGUGAAUUAUCGCUCUGUCCUUUUUUUCUUUCAGUGUGUGUGGAAUUGCUUUUUUGCAGAAUCUAUUCUUUGCAUAAAACAUUUCUUUUGGGAGGGGGGGGGGGGAAGGGGAGGAGGGGCUGAGGGGUUGAGGCUGAUGAUGGAUGGCUGCCCAGGUCCGAUUCCCCACAAGAUUGUUGAACCGGUGUGACAGCACAGAUGGAACACAGCAAAUGCAAUGAUGUGUGUGUCAUUCUGGGUGUCGGUGUAGGUCACAUGUUGACGUGUGUGUCCUCCAAAGUGAGGCAGUUAUUUCCAGGAUGGUGUCUGCAGUGGGGUUUCUCUUUUUUCCCAGCAGUUUCAACAUCUACAUGCAAGAAGUGGAAAAGCUAGAAUUACAGAGGUGUGUGAAUGUAACUGGCCUGGCCUUAACCUCGAUCUCCUGCUGUUUUUUUUUUUUUUUUUUUUUUUUUUUUACACACUCGUCCGCGAUAUUCCAGCCGAGCAAAGCGCUGUCUAGAAAUAUAUUCCUCUUAGUUUGCCUCUGGACUACCUCAGUGUCAGCAGCGUCCUUUAAUGCAUUUGCCCUGCAGGAAAUCGGCAGGUAUCUUUCCUUUUCUCUUUUUUUCCCUUCUCCUUUCCCUCCCAUGUAUUUUCUUUUGAGUUAUCAUGUUGGUAUUUUAAUCAUGUUAAAACUCUAAAAGUAGUGGAACAUAAAGGCGUUCACCUUAUCCCUGCAGAGGCAGGGGGAUCUAGAGGACCAGAAUAAUUUGAAUUUGAAGUGAUUUCAGGAGAAAGUGUUGCCGACCCUAAAAGCUCUUUCUAUCUUUCUAUCUUUUUUUCGCCAAGAAAAACAACAUCUUUAAGCAACACAGAGCUUAGCACACAGGAGCGAAUCAAGGUGAAACCUCCCCACCUGCUAGCAGAGACGGCCCUUUAUUCUCGGCACAGGUGAGGAUGAUAAUGAGGCGCUAGACUGAUGGCUCCGGCACUCAGAAGGAGAAGGUUAUUUACAUUUACACAGUAAAGUGGGUUUGUUCAGAGCCAGCGCUUCGGAGGAAAUAUUGGGGUCAUGCUGGCCUUAAGGAAC